Messenger RNA from Clonostachys rhizophaga, 852 nucleotides. Lineage: Eukaryota; Fungi; Ascomycota; Sordariomycetes; Hypocreales; Bionectriaceae. The record is from the annotation of a GenBank genome assembly.
AUGGUUCUCGAGGCGGUUAUGGUUGUCGUUGACAACAGCGAGAGCAGUAGGAAUGGCGACUAUCAACCCACGAGAUUCGAUGCCCAAGUCGAUGCCGUAAACACUCUCUUCCAGACCAUUACGCAAGGAAACCCCGAGUCAUCAGUUGGCCUGAUGAACAUGGGCGGAAAAGGUCCCGAGGUCCUCGUCACCUUGACCACAGAGCAGGGCAAGAUCCUGGAUGGGCUGCACCGAACGAGGAAGAAGCUGAGUGGAACUGCCCAUCUCAAGACCAGCAUCAAAGUGGCACAGCUUGCCCUCAAGCACCGACAGAACCGAUCUCAACGUCAACGGAUAAUCGUGUUCAUCUGCUCGCCGAUUGCAGAGGAGCAAAAGGAACUCGUACAGCUUGCAAAGAAGAUGAAGAAGGAAAAUAUCACGGUUGACUUUGUGCUCUUUGGCGACCUUGAGGAUGACGGCACUCACCAGAAGCUCGAGGCCUUCAACGACGCUGUCAAGGGUAGCGAAGGCUCCCACUUGGUGGUUUUCCCACCGAGCAGCAAGCUCCUAGGCGACCAGCUCGUCUCAAGCCCCAUUCUGCUCGGAGACAGCGCCGGUGGGUCUGGAGACGCAGGGCAAUCUGGCAAUGAAGAGUUUGAGUUUGGAUUUGACCCAGCUCUGGAGCCCGAGCUUGCUCUGGCUCUGCGCAUGAGUAUGGAAGAGGAGAAGGCCAGACAGGAGAAAAAGGCAAAGGAGGAAGAAGAGGCUGCUAAGAAGGCUUCCCUGGAGGGAGUGAAGGAGGAGGAUGAGGCUGGCGGUAGCGGAGAUGCUGGCGCAAAGAAAGAUGGCGGGGAUAAAAUGGACACAUCCUAA